AUGAAUGAUAAAUUAUUAAUAAUAGGACCACCAAAUUCAAAUAAAUUCACUCUUUUACAAAAAAUUUUCCAAAGUAUACCAAAAAUACCCAAAUCUCAAUCUCAUCAAGGUUUAAUCCAUCCAAUACUUUUAGAAACAAAACAUUAUUCUACAAAGAUAGAUAUAUGGAUUGAUGAAUAUUCAUCAAUGAAAGAAUGGUCUGAGGGGUUUAUGAGUGAUGAAGCUCGGGAGGUUAGAGAAGUUAUAAAUGGAAUAAUAUGGUGUUUUAAAUUUGAUCAAGGUUUUAUACAAAUUGAAAAUGAAUUAAAAGAAUUUAUGAAAUUAAUUGAAUGUUUUAGGGAUGAUAAUGAAGGUGAAUGGGGAGGAAUGAUUGUGGCAAUGGGGAAAGGUGAAAUUGAAGAAGAUGAAAGAUUGAAGUAUGAAGAUUUAUUUAUAAUUAAUGGGAUUGAGUUUAUAGAUUCUUCACAGGAAGGUCGUAAUGAAUUUAAUGAAUUACAAGGGUUCUCUAGAGUUAGAGAAAUUAUUGAAUGUCAUGAUUGGGAUAUCCAGGAUAUGAAAGAGGCUACAGAGAAUAGUAACAUAGGGGCUGAUGGGUUUGAAAUUGAUGAUAUUUUAAAUAAAUUGGAAGGAGCUAAACAAGAUGUAUUGGAAUUACCUGAUGAUGAAAAGCAUGAAUAUAUAAUGAAAUUUAUUGAAAAUUUAAAUCUUUGA
Hansenula ciferrii is the source of this 711-nucleotide messenger RNA. RefSeq names its product Irc6p (gene IRC6). The transcript has a single exon. The record is from RefSeq and is a predicted model, not a curated record. The coding region runs from base 1 to 711 and encodes 236 amino acids. Gene Ontology annotation, molecular function: protein-macromolecule adaptor activity. NCBI's taxonomy places the organism in Eukaryota, Fungi, Ascomycota, Saccharomycetes, Phaffomycetales, Wickerhamomycetaceae. Gene Ontology annotation, biological process: vesicle-mediated transport.